GCAUUGUCUUGAAGAGUCGCGGAGCCGCCUCGGCGAUCCCCACUCCAACGCUCACUCGGCAAAGCCGAGCUCUGAUCGUCUCAUCAGUGCCGGUGCGCGCCCGGCCGGGGAAGUGGGAUAGCCGGUAACCCCACCAAAUCGCGGCCCUGCGCACGGAGAAAACCACGCAAAAUCGCGGUCGCGCACAGAGGAACCCCCUGAAAGCGCGGCCGGGCCGUCGCAGGCAGCAAAGCCACGCCCGCGGGGGCAGCAUAUGGCGCCCGGGCUGGCCGCACCCAUCCGCCGCGGGCUCUCGGCCGCGUCCCCCACGCCGCUCUCCAGCCUCACCGACGCGCUCCUCGCCACCCGCCUCGCCAGCCACCUCCUCACCACGCCGCACCUGCCCGCCGCGCUGCUGCCCGCGGCGCCGCUGCCGCUCCCCGUCCACCUCCACAUCCUCCGCCACCCGGCGCUCCCGCCGGCCUCCAAGCUCUCCUUCUUCCUCGCCGCCACGCCGCCGGCCUCUCCGCUCCUCGCCUCCACCUUCCCCGCCCUCCUCCGCGCGCUCUCCGCGGGCUCCCCGCCGCUCCUCGACGCGCUCCUCCAGUUCGCGCUCUCCUCCCCGUCACCCGCCACCCUCCUCCCGGCACUCCUCGCUUCGCUCCUCUCGGCCUCGCGCCUCGACGCCGCGCUCGCCCUCUUGGACGCCGCGCCGCCCGACCUACUCCCCCGCCUCGCCGCCGCCGCUCUCCCUUCCCUCAUUGCCUCCCCGGACCUCAUCGGUGCCGUUCCCGCCAUCCUCAGGCUGCUUCCAAUCGCCUCCCAGCCACCGCCCGUCCGGGCCACGAACCGCCUCCUUCUCGCCUUGUCGAAGGAGAACCUCAGCGAUGACUUCCGCCAUGUGUUCGACGAAAUGUCGAGGAGGGGCCUCCCUUCGAAUGUAAGGUUCUACAAUAUUUGCAUCUACGCGUUUGGCAAGUGGAGGCAGAUGGAUAUGUCGCUGAGGCUAUUCGUGGCAAUGAAGGCUGCCACUCCACCUGUUGCGCCGGACAUAUGCACGUAUAAUUCGAUCAUCCGAGCGCUUGUGAUUGGUGGGCGGGUUACUGAUGCUUUGGUGACCUUUGAUGAAAUGAAGUCUUCUGGAAUCGAGCCAGAUGUGUUCACUUACCGAGCAGUGGUGAACGGAUGCUGCAAGAGUUUUCGGAUGGAUGACGCAUUGCGUGUGUUUCAUGAGAUGCGGGGCAGCAGUGCGGUGAGUGAUGUUGUGGUGUACAAUUCGCUCCUCGAUGGGCUGUUUAAAGCGAAGAAGCUUGAUGAGGCAUGUGGUUUUUUUGAGACAAUGGUAGCGGAUGGAAUCCAAUGCUCAGCGAGCACGCACAACACUGUGAUCGAUGGGCUGUUCAAGAAUGGGAGGGCAGAAGCAGCAUGUCGGCUGUUUUAUGAGCUAAGAAGGAAAGGGCAACUGUUAGAUGGAAUUGCUUAUAGUAUCAUGGUGAGGGAGUUCUGCAAGGAGGGGGUGGGGGACCAAGUUGCAGAGGCCCUAGACUUGGUGAAGGAGAUGGAGCAGCGGGGCUUCGUUGUUGAUUUGGUUACCAUAACAUCAUUGCUAAUAGGUUUCAACAAGAGUAAACGUUGGGACCUGGAAGAACAAAUAGUAAAGUUUAUAAGGGACGGCUCUGUAUUGCCGGAUGCCAUUCGGUGGAAAUCAAACAUGAUGGUUGCCCUGAGAGGCCCUCAGGACAGAGGGAAAGAUGGGACACCAAUGUUUUCCUUUGAUGGUAAUAUGGAUGAUGUGAUGAGUUUGGUUAACCCUGCGGGACGCACUGAUACUGAUGAAGGACCCACAAAUAAUGAUCCCAAGGAUGAUUGGUCAUUGUCACCACACUUGGAUCAUAUUGCUAAACGUGCUGACAGUUUGAACAACUCUGUUAUAUUUACAAUGCACAGAGGGCAGAGGGUGCAAGGUAUGGGGGGCAAAACUUUCGAUGCUGACAUGAUCAAUACAUACUUGUCAAUUUUUUUAGCCAAAGGGAAGUUGAGUGUAGCCUGCAAGUUAUUUGAGAUCUUUACAAAUCUAGGAAACAAAGGGACAAGCUAUACAUACAAUUCACUGAUGACCUCAUUUGUCAAGAAGGGUUAUCUGAAACAGGUGUGGGCAAUUCUUCACGAGAGGGGCGGACAGCUCUGCCCUAAUGAUGUAGCAACAUAUAAUCUAAUCAUUCAGGGUCUUGGCCAGAUGGGAAAAGCAGAGUUUGCUAGCACAAUUAUUGACCGGUUGUCAAAGAAAGGUGUUUACAUGGACAUUGUCAUGUAUAACACACUGAUCCAUCAGUUCGGGAAGGUUGGGAAGGUUGAAGAAGCAAGCUGCUUGUUUGAGCAGAUAGUCAGAAGCGGGAUGAAGCCAGAUGUUGUCACUUUUAAUACCUUGAUCAAUAUUAAUGCAAAAGCUGGUAGAUUAAAGGAAGCUGACAAGUAUUUGAGGAGGAUGAUUACAGAAGGCAUUGCGCCAAACCAUGCCACAGAAACAAUAUUGGUUUUCCUUCAUAAGGAGAUUGAAAAGAAAAAGGCAGAAGGCCAAAUGAACUAGCAAAAAAAUAUGAACAAAAACAGUACCAUAACAUCUGUUAUCUGUAUUGAUCAUCACAAGGCAUGUUCUUUCUAUAUUCAAACUGAAAAACUGCAGUGCAAAUCAUGAUUAUUGUAGUAUAAAAAAUUUGGGUACUAACACAGUUCAGGAGGCUUGGCUGAACCGCACUACUAGAGUGAUACUUUCAGUAUGCUCACGAUAUCUGAUGUCAUGAUGGUUUAGAGAAAUUACUGCAGGUUUCCUGUGCUCAGGUGAUUAGGCAGCCUGUUGGCUCAAUGGCAUGUCUAAUACCACAAACUGCAUUAGUUGCAUCUAAUGGGAUCUUCCAGUUCCACAUCACAUCUCCAGAGUCAAUCUAAACUGCCAUGAGGUAAGUUUUGGUUUAUUAUCUUUUGGAGCUAUAAUUACUUAAUCACAAUUGUCUAUUGCAAAGUCAUUGUUAAGAAUGGAUUCUCAGAGUAUUGGAUAGCUGGAGUACUCAGUAGGUACCUAUAGAUACUCCCUCCGUCCCAAAUUAAUAUUUGUUUUGGCUUUUCUAGAUACUUAGCUUUGCUAUGCACCUAGAUAUACCUAGAAAAGCUAAAACAAAUACUCCCUUGUGUCUAGUCAACAGUUGAGUUACUCAGGAGGACUACGGACUACCUAUUCCUUUAUGCUCGUGCAAUUGUUUUUUAAAAAUAUAUGUAAAAAAGAGGCACCUCUAAUAUGUCACCAUGGUUGCUAUGAAAUUCAACUUGCCUACAAGUUACAGGAUCUCAUUGAGGUGACCACAUAUGUAAAUUUCUGGUUUUUAUCUAUGCUGAUUUCAAUGUUAUGUGUUCUGAGAAUCUUGCUUUGGCCUUGUGAAGCACAUGUAAGGUUUUGUUGAGAGAAUAGAGAACAACUAACCUCCAGCGUUCCAGCAAUGUCUAUUAUACCAAUAAGCUUAAGUGCAGUACAGAUUCAGCACUGACCGAGGUUGAUGUUGCCGUCAUGCCAUCAACUUGCCCUCAUACAGAUUGAUGUUGGACAACAUCUUGUUGGUAUUCUCUUUUUACUUCUUGUCUGAAUAGCUUAAGUGCAAUAAGUUGCUUUUAUUUUUUGGUUGGUUGGUUGUAGCUGGUUGAUUUGGGAUAGGAAGUUCAUGGUGAUACUUUUAGCAUUACUUUUCAGUAACAUAAGAUAUUUUCCUUUCUUUCAAAAGAAGCCAAUUCGAUCCUCCGAUUUUGAAGCUGAUAAUAAAAGAUGCAGCUUUUCAGAAGUAGCAAUUCUGGUUAGGAGAAAUAUUAAGAAUCACAUUGAACACAACAUUAUUGCUUAUGAUUACUCUGUUGCACUGUAUGAUACAUUUGAUAUCUAUCACAUGAUUAUAUUCCUAUCCCUAGGAUACUGACAUAAGGAGGUUGGCGGAUGAAACUUGUUUAAGAAUUUUGGUCCAUAUGUAACACAAUCUGUUCAUUCACAAUAAGCACAGGUAUAUAUUAUUAACUGGAAAGCUUAGUUUAUGGACAUUGUGUACUUGUGUA
Setaria italica (foxtail millet) is the source of this 4071-nucleotide messenger RNA. RefSeq names its product pentatricopeptide repeat-containing protein At4g01570. Gene Ontology annotation, molecular function: protein binding. The transcript has a single exon. Lineage: Eukaryota; Viridiplantae; Streptophyta; Magnoliopsida; Poales; Poaceae. The coding region runs from base 254 to 2566 and encodes 770 amino acids. The record is from RefSeq and is a predicted model, not a curated record.